Molecule: messenger RNA, 3301 nt
Organism: Tripterygium wilfordii
Lineage: Eukaryota; Viridiplantae; Streptophyta; Magnoliopsida; Celastrales; Celastraceae
Product: transcription factor MYB83-like
Exons: 2
Coding region: 2183-3022 (279 amino acids)
Source: RefSeq, a predicted model, not a curated record
AGAAGACUUGGAGGCAGACAUAGCUUCUUCGCAAAUAGAUAAAUGGGUGUUCAAGUUGAGAAUGCUUUGAUGUUAUUGAUGCUUAUUGUUUCAAGGAGAUUACUAGUAGUGACAAUGGCAAGGGGGCAGCUGGACACUGCUGAACCCGAAGAGAUUGCGCACGAUGAAUGUCUGGGUACGUCUCCUUUUAUACACAGAACACCAUACUUCGUAAGUACAGUGUCAUACUCAUUUAUUUCAGCUCAUUGCACUUCUUACAAACACAUAUCAACCAUGCAUUAUUAUAAUGAAAGCCACCUGAACCUGAUGUUGAUGGACUUUUACCUUCCAAUUCCACUUGAUGAACUCCAUCAGAUUGAUAGCUUUUCUUCUUUUUUCCUCUUUUUUGUUUUUUUUUUUUUAAAAAAAAAACUUUGUAGCACUACUAACCUUAAAACCUUAUUGGGUUUCCUUUCUAACUUUUUGGUAUCCAAGUAAGAUGAGUAAAAAAAUAUGAAAAAGAAUUAUGACAAAUAGUCAUUAAGAAACAUAGUAUAGGAUCAUAUGUAUUUAUGUAACACCUGUCACAUCUGAAUCUAUGUUUACUCAUUGCUGCUUCCUAGAUUUACAUAUGUUAAAUAUUGUCUUGCUGUGUUAGAAAUCAUAUUGUACCGUGUUCUAUGAUUGAUUGUCAAUAGCAUCUGAUUUUCUUUAUUUCACUAUUCCUGAGAUCCAAAAUUGUUACACAAUCCAAUGUUGUUGGUUAGUCAUAUUAUUGGAUGCCUGAGCUUAAACAAUCCCAUUUUGGUGGUCAUCGAUUAUGCAGAAUUGAUGUGGCUUUGGCUUUUUCAUCUUGCCAAUGCGACGUUUAGAUGUGUGUUGCAUUGUUGCCCCAUCUCCACUAAAACUAGCCCCCUCUCCCUUUCUGUUUUUGCUGCUAAAAAUUAGUAAGAGUCAUUGAUUGGAUUCUUGUGUUCUAGAAUAUCCCUUCUGUACCUUCCUUUUUGGAGUCUGCAAGUACAUGUAUUACCUAGCUAAAAGCAGAGGAUCUACCUAGUAUUGAUAGGUUGCCAAAAGAAUUGUCCCUUCUGUACCUAGAAUGGCCUUGUUGUACUGUUUCUUUCUUUCAUUUUCUCUUAACAUGAUGUUCAUUCUUCUGCGGACAUGAGAUAUUGAUUUUAACAAAAUGGAUCAAUUGGAUGCCUGAAAUUCCAAAAGAAGCUACAAUUGUUCGACUUUCAAGUCAUUUGGUAUAAACCUUGUUAGUAUACGUACGGUGACAGAAGAGUUUUUGUUUGUUAAAGGAUCCAGAGAUUUCCAGGUUUGUAUCCUUCCUCAUGCCAGAAUAAAUUAAGGUUUGUUUUUUUUCACAUGUUUGACUCUUUUCUACUUUUUGUAUUCCAUUUUUAAUGAAGCCUCUCUCUCUCUCUCUCUCUCUCUCUCUCUCUCUCUAUAUAUAUAUAUAUAUAUAUACACACACACAUAUCUAGACACAAUCAAGAGCAUGAUGACAGUGUGCCACCAAAUACUAUUAUCUUAUUCUCUAUCUUCAAAUACACCUGUGGAUGCAUAUAUGAUGGAUAUGAGGGUUUUGUAAUGGGUGACUGGAAGUCUGUAAGGCAUUCUAAUACAUCAAACAAUCAAAACGACUUUAGUUACGGUAUUGAGUUAAGUUAUUGUAGUGUAGUCGUAUAACUGUAGUAUAUAUUGCACAAUUUGUUUGGGGAGAACUGAAUGUAUGAUAAUUUUGUAUAAUAUAUGUCUCACAUAGGAUUAUAAUGCAGUAACCUUAAAGUGACUUGAUUUGAAGCUAAGUCAUUGUAGUCUAGUCCUACGUAUUAUCAUUAGCUUGAAAAUGAAGAAAAAUGUGAUAGGAAAGGAAAGACAAGCUAGAUCAUGGAGUCAAAGACGACCACCUUACACAUCUCUCUCUCUCUCUCUCUCUCUCUCUCUCUCUCUCUCAUGUCCCUCUCCAAACCGUUUCUACCUAGAAACAUCAACCAACCCUUUUUUCUCUAUGUUCUAAGCAAGCCCCACAACCAUCUCCAUCAUCAUCGCCACCAUGAUCAUUUCCCUCUACAUUACGCCCUCCUCUCUCUCUCUCUCUCUCACACACACACACACACUGUGACUUCAUAAAGUCUUAACUAAUCUUUAUCAAGUCCAGUUGGGAUAAAAACAAGCCUAAAUUAGUGUUGAAGAGAUGAGGAAGCCAGAUGUUACUGGGAAGAGCAACAACAACAAUGGAAGUUGCAAGCUUAGGAAGGGUUUAUGGUCACCAGAGGAAGAUGAUAAGCUGAUGAAUUACAUUCUCAACAAUAGAGUGGGUUGUUGGAGUGAUGUGGCCAAAAAUGCUGGGUUGCAGAGGUGUGGAAAGAGUUGCCGGCUCCGGUGGAUCAACUACUUGAGGCCUGAUCUCAAGAGAGGCGCUUUCUCUCCUCAAGAAGAAGAGCUCAUAAUCCAUUUGCAUUCCCUUCUUGGUAACAGGUGGUCUCAAAUUGCGGCACGUUUGCCUGGGCGUACAGAUAAUGAAAUAAAAAACUUUUGGAAUUCAGCAAUCAAGAGAAGAUUGAAGAACAGUACUACUACUCCUACAUCAGCCUCACUAAACAGUACUAUGCCCAUGUACAUGAAUUCCUCCUCUUCAUCGUCAUCAACAAUGCAAAGCCUCAUAAACCAGUCAUGGAUGAUUGACAAUGGUAUGAACAUGUAUGGUACUAGUGGAAACCUCAGCCCACAUCAUCCUCCAUGCAUGGCGCAAGUUGGAGCUGGUUUUAACUGUUUUUAUGGAGAAAAUAAUAAUGGGUUCUUCAAUGGAGGAGGGGAUCAGCUUUAUGUUCCUCCAUUGGAAAGUAUAAGCAUUGAAGAAAGCACUACUGCUAAAACUGCAGAAAGUACAUAUGAGAUCAGCAACAAUAAUAAUGAUAACCUGACUGGGUUUGGGAGUUAUUGGCAGGGCGAGGAUGUGAAAGGGGAGUGGAACUUGGAGGAGUUGAUGAGAGAUGUUUCAUCCCUUCCUUUCCCUGACUUCUCAUCAAGUUAGAGUUAAUGGGUUUCUCUUUCUUCUUUCCUUAUUAUUAUCAAACCCUUUUCAUUUAAACUACCAAAGACCCUAGUGAUCAUUGAAAUACAUAUUCUUGAGGUACCAAGUCAUCUAUCCUUGAAGUUUAUGGCUUCUGAGUCUUUCUUCAUGAAGAAAUUGUGAGAUUUUCAUUUGUAGGUGAGUUUAUGUACAAAGGAUUAUGAAUAAAUUAACGUCCCACUAGAGAAUAUUAUGUAGAGAUUCUUCGAAUGGUACAAGUGGUGGGAUUUACCAAUUCAG